AUGGCGGACGCAUUGUCCAUUGAACAAAAUAACAAAAUUCGGGUCGCGCUUGGUCUGAAGCCUCUCCCUGUCCCCGGCGCCUCGAACGAAGAUGAUGGCCCCGUUUUCAAGCCAUCCAAAGGCGAUGAAGGGUCGAGCUCCGCGGAAGAUGAGCCUGGUAGCACACUAGAGUCUCGAAUUGCUCAAGGAUACGAUAACUGGAAGACCCUCCAGGAUGAAGAGGAAGCAAAGAAGAAGCGCCAGGCCAGAAAUGAAGCCAUCAAACGGGCCAGAGAGGCGGCGCAGCGGAUGGCGAAGUUGGAAGGCAAGGGCCUAGGAGAGGUUGAUGACAAUUUGGAUACCAAGUCAUGGUUAAUGCAGCAUAAGAAAAAGCAGAAAAAGAUCGAGAAAGAGCGCGCACGAAGGUUGGCGGAGGAGCUGGCUGAGCGAGAGCGAAUGGCAGAGUAUACUUCUAAAGAUCUGGCGGGUGUUAAGGUGGCACAUGAAAUCGGUCAGUUCGAUGAAGAGGGGGAACAUAUUCUCACUCUCAAGGACACAACGAUCGAUGAAAAUGAGGAAGAAGGGGAUGAGCUGGAAAAUGUCAAUUUGAGGGAUGUCGAGAAGACAAAAGAAAGGCUAGACUUGAAAAAGAAAAGGACUGCCUAUGACCCCACUGACUACGAUGGUUCGGGGUCGAUACUGGCACAGUACGAUGAAGAGAUUGAAGGGAAGAAGAGGAGACAUUUCACACUGGAUGCAAAGGACAUCACGCCCGAAGAAAGGGAAGCGAAACGACAAGAUGUUACAUCGAAGCUGAAAACUGGCAUGGUCAAUCUCGAUGUUGUACAGGACACCAUGCCUUCUGAUUAUCUCGAUAUCUCUGAAAUUAAAGUCAAGAAGCCCAAGAAGAAGAAGGCAAAAAGCACCCGACGAAAAGCAGUUGACGAGGAAGAAAUAUUUCCUCUACCUGAUACUACCGAGACGUCUACAGCUGGUCAAUCCAACGGAGACCAAAUGGAUGUUGACCGUGCAGAGGGAGAAGGUAGCUCGACCCCUGCCGUCCAGAAACGGCCUCGUGAGGAUAUAUCUUUCGUCGACGAUGAAGAUCUACAAGCCUCUUUAGCGGCGCAGAGAAGGGCAGCGUUCAAGAAGCGAAAGAAGAUGCGGCCAGAAGAUAUAGCCAGACAACUUAGAGAAGAGUCUGAGCAAGCCGCUAACGGGAUGGAUAUUGAUACGAAUGAGGACGAUCAGCCUGGUUUGGUCAUUGAUGAAACCUCUGAAUUCGUCGCCAAUUUGCAACGACCAACAAUUCCAGAGCGCCGGCACAGACCUACAAGUGAAUCAGCAGGAGAAGAAGUGCGCGCGGAAUCACCGCCUAUAAAUGUGAAGGAGGAACUUGAAGACAUGGAUAUAGACCGAUCGUAUGGCGAUAUUGAAGAUGAAGAAGAACUGAAGGAGCGGCGCGAGGGCUCACAGCCCAAUAUUACCACAACUGGAUUGGAAGAAGAGAGCACCCUAGAUCAAGGCCUUGGGGCUACGCUGGCUAUGUUAAGGCAGCGUGGUCUCGUCAAGGAAUCGGAAGCUAGCGGUCUCAAUUCUCUUCAGCGUGACCGCCAGAAGUUCUUGCUCAAGAAACGACAACGAGAAGCCGAGGCAGAGAGGCGCGCAAGAGCUCAACGCGAGCGGGAUCGUGCAUCUGGGAAACUCGAUCGUAUGUCAGCACGAGACAGGGAGGAGUAUGCCCGGUGGGAGAACAAGCAGCGCGAUCAGCAGGAAUCCCGUUCGAUGGCGGAAAUUUUCAACCGCGAAUACAAGCCCGAUGUUCAGUUGAAGUAUGUGGAUGAACAUGGCCGCUUGAUGAAUCAGAAAGAGGCGUUCAAACAUCUGAGCCAUCAGUUCCACGGUAAGGGCAGCGGAAAGAUGAAGACGGAGAAGCAUUUGAAGAAGAUUGAGGAUGAGAAGAAACGAGAGGCGAUGAGUACGCUUGAUAGCAGCCAGCAUACUGGUAUGAACAAUGCAAUGGGGGCCACUGCACGGCGAACAAGGCAGGCUGGCGUUCGACUUGCCUGA
Coccidioides posadasii C735 delta SOWgp is the source of this 2049-nucleotide messenger RNA. RefSeq lists its product as uncharacterized. Gene Ontology annotation, biological process: maturation of 5S rRNA; mRNA cis splicing, via spliceosome. Lineage: Eukaryota; Fungi; Ascomycota; Eurotiomycetes; Onygenales; Onygenaceae. The record is from RefSeq and is a predicted model, not a curated record. Gene Ontology annotation, cellular component: U4/U6 x U5 tri-snRNP complex.